Adineta steineri is the source of this 1524-nucleotide messenger RNA. NCBI's taxonomy places the organism in Eukaryota, Metazoa, Rotifera, Eurotatoria, Adinetida, Adinetidae. The record is from the annotation of a GenBank genome assembly.
AUGGAAACUUAUUCAACAGAUGCAUUUGAUAAUAAAGAAAAUACUGUCAUUCAGUCACUUGAUGAUAACCCAGAUCGAAAUUUACCAUUAAAUGAAUAUAGAUCACCAUCAGUAAUGUCAAGACAAGAAAAACAACCAGUAUCAAUGUAUACACUUGGAAAUGGGUAUCAACAAAUUCCAUCGAAAACUUUACCACAAAAAUCUGAACCUAAAGUUUAUUAUAUUGGUUCAAAACAAACUGAAAACACACCAUCUCCUAUCAAACAAGGAAAGCAAUCAGAUGUUCCAAUCGUUUUUCUGGAACCUCAGAUUAUUUCUCAACCAAUAUUAUACAGUAUUAUUGGGGAAAAAUCUACUCCAAUAAUUGAUAAACCAAUUCCUGUAAGUGAAGAACAACCUUCACCUAUAAUCUAUUCAAUAAAUGAUCGUCCUCGCACUGUCGAUCUAAAUACCAAUAGUGUAGAAGAUCCAGUUCUUUAUAAAGAUAAAUCUCCUACACUUUAUUCUUGGGUGGGUAAUUCAUAUGUUCAAGAUGAAGUUGUUCCAGAACCACCUAAAACACUCGUACCACCAUCUCCAAGUGUUUAUACACUUAUUGGAAGUCCAGCACGUACAUCACGUGGUACUCAAUUAGGUCGAAGUAGUCCUAUUGAACCAGUACCAAUUCUAUAUACAAUUGUUGAUGAUACAUCAACUUCAACUUCAACAUAUAAAACAAAAGAAAAGCACUCACAUCCACCACCACCACCACCAUCAAAUGAACCCGUCGUAUAUACAGUAGAGAAGGAAUCUAAUGUAUAUAAAACUCCAAUACUUUAUGCAUUGGUUGGUAAACAAAUUCCACCACCAUUAGAAGAUAAUCGAUUAAAACUACCUGCAAGAAAACCGACACCAUCACCACCAAUUACAGUUUCUACUAAUAAACGUAUAAGUCGUAGUCCCGAACGAAGGUCAAAUAUAAUAACGGAGGAAAUUAUAGCAUAUCCAGUAACAAAAACUGUAUAUCUACAACAACCAAAAGAGUCAACAAAUCCAAAAUCAGAAUUAAUAGUUACUCCUUACAAUGAAGAAGAACGUCGUAUGCGUCCUCAAAUAAUUCAUCAAACACCUACUUAUACAAAUCAAGAUCAAUCAUAUCGUAAACUGAAUACUAUACCAAAAUAUCCAUCAGUUCAAUUACCUGAUUAUCAAUCACCAUAUGCAAAUCGAACACAUAAACCAUAUCGUGAACAAAACUACAAUAAUAAUAAUAAUACAUUACCUGCUAUUUCACAUAAUCAUGCCCAAAAAAAAGAAAGACCACCACUUUAUGAACCACGUUAUCGUGUUGAACGACAUCAUCCAUAUGUUCCAUUAAAACCAAUCACUUUAGCAAGAUACCCAGUUAAUACAAGAUCACGUGCAAAUCUAUGGGAUAAUGCUUAUCAAACGGAUGAUGAUGAAGAAUAUGAGCAAAAACUUAAUAAGAAAAAUCGUGGUUAUAAAACCAAUCGACCUCGUUUACCAUGGAUACCAGUUUGGUAA